AUGAAACGCCAACCUCUCGCCCUCUUAAAUGGCCUGGAGGGAGGAACGGUGGUAAAAAGUUUCAUAAUUUCUCAUGCUGAUGUUUGGAUUCUUAUUCAGCUUUUCCCUUUUCUUGAAUCUCAACAUCUUUUAACCAAACACAUGAACAGCUUUAGGCAAAAUUUCCCACUGUAUGAUGAAACUUUCGUGUUUAAUGUUUGA
Messenger RNA from Clunio marinus, 201 nucleotides. Lineage: Eukaryota; Metazoa; Arthropoda; Insecta; Diptera; Chironomidae. The record is from the annotation of a GenBank genome assembly.